Molecule: messenger RNA, 7512 nt
Organism: Acanthosepion pharaonis
Lineage: Eukaryota; Metazoa; Mollusca; Cephalopoda; Sepiida; Sepiidae
Source: the annotation of a GenBank genome assembly
AUGGUGAAACAGGUUGGUAAAAGAAAAAUUCCCAAGGUAGAAAAUCUCGAUUUGGAAACAGAUGAUCUCGAUCUGUGGAAUAAAAACCUGAGUGAUGUCGAAAAUGAACAGACGGACUCAUCAGAAAGCGAGUCUGAAGAAAGUGUGUAUUCUGGAUUGGAAGAAGAAGAAAGUUCAGAGGUUGAAAGUGAUGAAUCCAGUGACAAAGGUGACCCUUCAGGGAGUGAUGGCAGCAACGAGGAGGAGGAGGAGGAGGAGGAUAAGGACUUGGAAGAAAUAGCUUUUGUCAAUGGAACAUCUGAGAAUGAUGAAGCUACCGCUGAUGACGAGGAGGAGGAGGCAGAGGUGGAAGAUAAAAUUGAAUUUGGUGAGGCAAAAGAAGAUGAAUCGCAAAAAGCUUCCAAUUUGGAGAUAUCGAUAAAGGAUGCUGUGGAGGUUUUGAAUGAAAAAACCAAAACUGAUGAAUAUGCUGAAGAUUCUUCAGAUGAAGAGGACAUAAGAAAUACUGUUGGGAACAUUCCAAUGCAAUGGUACAAUGAUUAUGAUCAUAUUGGCUAUGAUCUUGAUGGUCGUAAAAUCAAAAAACCAGCAAAAGGAGAUGAGUUGGAUAAUUUUCUUGACAAAAUGGAUGACCCCAAUUAUUGGAGGACCGUGGUUAAUAAGCUCACUGGUCAAAAAGUUGUUCUCUCAAAUGAUGAUGUUGACAUUAUUAAACGCAUUCAAAUUGGAAAGCAUCCCAACAAAAAUGAAGAUCCCUACAAGCCUUGGGUAGAUUUCUUCAGCUACGAAACAAUGAUUCACCCACUCAGUAACAGACCCCCUGACAAGAGGAGUUUUAUUCCUUCCAAGUGGGAAAGACUCAAGGUUGGUCAGCUUGUUCAUUCUAUUAAAAUGGGAUGGUUGAAACCGAAGAAGAAGAAGAAAGAUCCUGAUGAGGAAGAGAAAAAUCGAACAUUCUACAUGAUAUGGAAAGAUAAUGAAGUGAGUGAACUGGACAAACGAUAUCGGCAUCACAUUUCUGCUCCCAAGUUGGCAUUGCCUGGUCAUGGGGAGUCCUACAACCCACCUCCUGAGUAUCUUUUCUCUGCUGAGGAAGAAGAAAAAUGGAAUGAAAAAGAACCACAUGAGAGAAGAAUAAAAGUGAAGCCACAAAAAUACUCAUCACUUCGUCUCAUACCAGCUUAUUCUGAUUUCACUAAGGAAAGAUUUGAACGUUGUCUUGAUCUUUAUCUCUGCCCGAGGAAAAAAGUCAUGAAAGUAAAAGAUUUGGAUCCACAUGAUUUGUUACCACAGCUGCCUAAACCGAGAGAUUUACAACCAUUUCCCACCACACAAUCAAUUGUUUACAAGGGCCACAAAAAUAUGGUUCGCUGUAUUUCUGUGCACUUGAAUGGACAGUGGCUGGUUUCAGGUUCUGAUGAUUGCAGCAUCAAAGUAUGGGAAAUUGCCACUGGUCGUUGCAUCAAGACAAUUCCUGUUGAAGGUGUCCUCUUUGUGAAAAAAUUGCCAAAGACAAUUUUUUUCCUUUCUUCUUUUUCUUUCUUUCUUCUUUUUUCUUCUUUUUCUUUUCUUCUUUUUUCUUCUUCUUUUUUUCUUCUUUUUUCUUUUUUCUUUUUUUUCUUUUUCUUUUUUUUCUUUCUUUCUUCUUUUUUUUUUCUUCUUUCUUCUUCUUUUUCUUUUUUUCUUCUUUUUCUUCUUCUUCUUCUUUUUUUUUUUUUUUUUUUUUUUUUUUUCUUCUUUUUUCUUUUUUUCUUUUUUUUUCUUCUUUUUCUUCUUUUUUCUUUUUUUUCUUCUUCUUUUUUUCUUCUUUUUUUCUUCUUCUUUUUUUUUUUCUUCUUUUUUUUUUCUUUUUUUUCUUCUUUCUUCUUCUUUUUCCUUUCUUCUUUUUUUUCUUUUUCUUCUUUUUCUUUCUUCUUUUUUUUCCUUUCUUCUUCUUUCCUUUCUUCUUCUUUUUCCUUUCUUCUUCUUUUUCCUUUCUUCUUCUUUUUCCUUUCUUCUUCUUUUUCCUUUCUUCUUCUUUUUCCUUUCUUCUUCUUUUUCCUUUCUUCUUCUUUUUCCUUUCUUCUUCUUUUUCCUUUCUUCUUUUUCUUUCUUUUCCUUUCUUCUUCUUUUUUCCUUUCUUCUUCUUUUUUCCUUUCUUCUUCUUUUUUCCUUUCUUCUUCUUUUUUCCUUUCUUCUUCUUUUUUCCUUUCUUCUUCUUUUUUCCUUUCUUCUUCUUUUUUCCUUUCUUCUUCUUUUUUCCUUUCUUCUUCUUUUGAAUUCAAGAAAACGUUUUGUGACCAAAAUGUUUUACUGAUCAACCCUGGUAUCCUUGACAAACUCAUCGUGUCUAAUACUGACGACCUCUUGCAUUCUUAUGAAGCACAAGAUACAAGUGAUUUGAGUGAAGGUGAAUCUACAAAAAAAGUACCAGUGACAUGGGAAGUGUUUCAAGGUAAAGAUUAUACAAAUGGACUUCGACUAAAACUCACCCAUCCACAAGAAGUGAACUAUGUGUCUUGGCAUGCAAAGGGAGAUUACUUCACUUCUGUGAUGCCCAAGGGUUUCAGCAUGGCUGUUCUCAUUCAUCAAGUUACAAAGAGACGUUCACAGACUCCCUUUUCCAAAUCGAAAGGCAUUGUGCAACGUGUUAUGUUUCAUCCUAUUAAACCAUUUCUUUUUGUUGCUACUCAACGUUAUGUAAGAAUUUAUAACCUCUUGAAGCAGGAAUUGGUCAAGAAACUCAUGACUAAUGUGAAAUGGGUGUCGAGUAUGGCAAUCCACCCAGGAGGUGACAAUGUGAUUGUUGGUAGCUAUGACUGUCGUCUCAGCUGGUUUGAUUUAGAUCUUUCUACUAAACCAUACAAAACACUUCGUCUUCAUUUGAUAGUUUUUUUUUCUGUCUUUGUAUUUCUUUCUUUCUUUCUUUCUUUCUUUCUUUCUUUCUUUGUAUUUCUUUCUUUUUUGCUUUGUAUUUCUUUCUUUUUUCUUUAUAUUUCUUUCUUUCUUUUUUGCUUUGUAUUUCUUUCUUUUUUCUUUAUAUUUCUUUCUUUCUUUUUUGCUUUGUAUUUCUUUCUUUUUUCUUUAUAUUUCUUUCUUUCUUUUUUGCUUUGUAUUUCUUUCUUUUUUCUUUGUAUUUCUUUCUUUCUUUCUUUGUAUUUCUUUCUUUCUUUCUUUGUAUUUCUUUCUUUCUUUCUUUGUAUUUCUUUCUUUCUUUCUUUGUAUUUCUUUCUUUCUUUGUAUUUCUUUCUUUCUUUGUAUUUCUUUCUUUCUUUGUAUUUCUUUCUUUCUUUCUUUGUCUUUCUUUGUCUUUCUUUGUCUUUCUUUCUUUCUUUGUCUUCUUGUCUUUCUUUGUCUUCUUUUCUUUCUUUGUCUUUCUUUUCUUUCUUUGUCUUUCUUUUCUUUCUUUGUCUUUCUUUGUCUUUCUUUGUCUUUCUUUUCUUUCUUUGUCUUUCUUUUCUUUCUUUUCUUUCUUUGUCUUUCUUUCUUUUCUUUCUUUGUCUUUCUUUCUUUUCUUUCUUUGUCUUUCUUUCUUUUCUUUCUUUGUCUUUCUUUCUUUUCUUUCUUUGUCUUUCUUUCUUUUCUUUCUUUCUUUCUUUCUUUUCUUUUCUUUGUCUUUCUUUCUUUCUUUUCUUUCUUUGUCUUUCUUUCUUUCUUUUCUUUCUUUGUCUUUCUUUCUUUUCUUUUUCUUUCUUUCUUUUUCUUUCUUUGUCUUUCUUUCUUUUCUUUCUUUCUUUUCUUUCUUUUUUCUUUCUUUGUCUUUUUCUUUUCUUUUUUGUCUUUCUUUCUUUCUUUCUUUCUUUGUCUUUCUUUCUUUCUUUUCUUUCUUUGUCUUUCUUUCUUUCUUUUCUUUCUUUGUCUUUCUUUCUUUUCUUUCUUUGUCUUUCUUUCUUUGUCUUUCUUUGUCUUUCUUUCUUUCUUUCUUUGUCUUUCUUUCUUUGUCUUUCUUUCUUUGUCUUUCUUUCUUUCUUUGUCUUUCUUUCUUUCUUUUCUUUCUUUGUCUUUCUUUUCUUUCUUUGUCUUUCUUUUCUUUCUUUGUCUUUCUUUUCUUUCUUUGUCUUUCUUUUCUUUCUUUGUCUUUCUUUUCUUUCUUUGUCUUUUCGUUGUCUUCUUUUCUUUCUUUGUCUUUUCUUUCUUUUCUUUUUGUCUUUCUUUCUUUUCUUUUUGUCUUUCUUUCUUUUCUUUUUGUCUUUCUUUCUUUCUUUUCUUUUUGUCUUUCUUUCUUUCUUUUCUUUUUGUCUUUCUUUCUUUUCUUUCUUUUCUUUCUUUCUUUGUCUUUCUUUUCUUUCUUUUCUUUUGUCUUUCUUUUCUUUCUUUCUUUUUCUUUCUUUCUUUCUUUUCUUUCUUUCUUUGUUUUGGUCUUUCUUUCUUUUUUCUUUCUUUCUUUGUCUUUCUUUCUUUCUUUUGUCUUUCUUUGUCUUUUUCUUUCUUUCUUUGUCUUUUCUUUCUUUGUCUUUUCUUUGUCUCUUUCUUUUCUUUCUUUGUCUUUUCGUUGUCUUCUUUUCUUUCUUUGUCUUUUCUUUCUUUGUCUUUUCGUUGUCUUCUUUUCUUUCUUUGUCUUUUCUUUGUUUUCUUUUCUUUCUUUUCUUUUCUUUCUUUUUUCUUUUUUUUCUUUCUUUUCUUUCUUUUUGUCUUUCUUUCUUUUCUUUUCUUUGUCUUUUUUCUUUUCUUUCUUUUCUUUCUUUGUCUUUCUUUCUUUCUUUUCUUUCUUUGUCUUUCUUUCUUUCUUUUCUUUCUUUGUCUUUCUUUCUUUCUUUUCUUUCUUUGUCUUUCUUUCUUUCUUUGUCUUUCUUUGUCUUUCUUUCUUUUCUUUCUUUGUCUUUCUUUCUUUCUUUUAUUCUUUGUUUUCUUUCUUUCUGUUUUCUUUCUUUGUUUUCUUUCUUUCUUUGUUUUCUUUGUUUUCUUUUCUUUCUUUGUUUUCUUUCUUUGUCUUUCUUUCUUUCUUUUCUUUGUUUUCUUUCUUUCUUUGUUUUCUUUGUUUUCUUUCUUUCUUUCUUUUCUUUCUUUGUCUUUCUUUCUUUUUUUCUUUCUUUGUCUUUCUUUCUUUCUUUUCUUUCUUUGUCUUUCUUUCUUUCUUUCUUUCUUUGUCUUUCUUUCUUUCUUUGUCUUUCUUUCUUUCUUUGUCUUUCUUUCUUUCUUUGUCUUUCUUUCUUUCUUUUCUUUCUUUCUUUUCUUUCUUUUCUUUCUUUAUUUUCUUUCUUUUCUUUCUUUGUCUUUCUUUCUUUCUUUUCUUUCUUUGUCUUUCUUUCUUUUUCUUUCUUUCUUUGUCUUUCUUUGUUUUCUUUUCUUUCUUUUGUCUUUCUUUUUCUUUCUUUUCUUUCUUUGUCUUUCUUUCUUUCUUUUCUUUCUUUGUCUUUCUUUCUUUCUUUUCUUUCUUUGUCUUUCUUUCUUUCUUUUCUUUCUUUGUCUUUCUUUCUUUCUUUUCUUUCUUUGUCUUUCUUUCUUUCUUUUCUUUCUUUGUCUUUCUUUCUUUCUUUUCUUUCUUUGUCUUUCUUUCUUUCUUUUCUUUCUUUGUCUUUCUUUCUUUCUUUUCUUUCUUUGUCUUUCUUUCUUUCUUUUCUUUCUUUGUCUUUCUUUCUUUCUUUUCUUUCUUUGUCUUUCUUUCUUUCUUUUCUUUCUUUGUCUUUCUUUCUUUCUUUUCUUUCUUUGUUUCUUUCUUUCUUUCUUUUCUUUCUUUGUCUUUCUUUCUUUCUUUUCUUUCUUUCUUUGUCUUUCUUUCUUUCUUUUCUUUCUUUGUCUUUCUUUCUUUUCUUUCUUUGUCUUUCUUUCUUUCUUUUCUUUCUUUGUCUUUCUUUCUUUCUUUUCUUUCUUUGUCUUUCUUUCUUUCUUUUCUUUCUUUGUCUUUCUUUCUUUCUUUUCUUUCUUUGUCUUUCUUUCUUUCUUUUCUUUCUUUGUCUUUCUUUCUUUCUUUUCUUUCUUUGUCUUUCUUUCUUUCUUUUCUUUCUUUGUCUUUCUUUCUUUCUUUUCUUUCUUUGUCUUUCUUUCUUUCUUUUCUUUCUUUGUCUUUCUUUCUUUCUUUUCUUUCUUUGUCUUUCUUUCUUUCUUUUCUUUCUUUGUCUUUCUUUCUUUCUUUUCUUUCUUUGUCUUUCUUUCUUUCUUUUCUUUCUUUGUCUUUCUUUCUUUCUUUUCUUUCUUUGUCUUUCUUUCUUACAAAAUGAAGUUUGGAUGGAAUUUCUUGAAUUCUUUUCUCCUGUUUUCAGGCACCACAAGAAAGCCAUUCGACAGGUUUGCUACCACAGAACUUAUCCACUUUUUGCAUCUGCUUCAGAUGAUUGUUCAAUCAUCGUUUGCCAUGGAAUGGUUUACAAUGAUUUGCUUCAAAACCCUUUGCUGGUUCCUGUAAAGAUCCUGCAUGGCCAUGAUGGAUUCCACAGUCUUGGAGUGUUGGACUGCCAGUUCCAUCCUACACAACCAUGGCUCUUCUCCAGUGGCGCUGACAUAAACUAUUUUAUUCUUUUUUUUUCCCCUUUUUACCUUUUUACCUUUUUUCCUUUUUUCCUUUUUCUCCUUUCUUUUUUCCUUUUUUCUCUUUUUUUUCCUAUUUUCUUUUUCUUUUUUUCUUUUUCUUUUUUUCUCUUUUCCUUUUUUAUCUUUUUCCUUUUCUCUUUUUCUCUUUUUCUUUUUCUCUUUUUUCCUUUUCUCUUUUUUUCUUUUUCUUUUUUUCUCUUUUUUCCCUUUUUAUCUUUUCCCUUUUUAUCAUUUUUUUCUAUUUUCUUUUUCCCUUUUUUCUCUGUUUUUCCGUUUUUCUAUUCUCUUUUUUCACUUUUUCCCUUUUUAUCUUUGUCUUUUUUUCCUUUUUAUUUUUUCUGCUCGGCGAAUUACUAUCUAUCUAUCUAUCUAUCUAUCUAUCUAUCUAUCUAUAAAAGGCAGGAUUUUGUUUAUAUCUAUCCCUAUCCGUCCCGCACACCAACUCUUUCUUUCUUUUUCUUUCUUUCUUUCUUUCUUUCUUUCUUUCUUUAUUUCUUUAUUUCUUUGUCUUUCUUUCUUUAUUUCUUUCUUUCUUUCUUUCUAUCUAGUGGAACAUAUGAAGUUGUUUUUAAUCAAAAUUGUUUGGGAUUUAUCUAUCUAUCUCUACUCAUUCUAUCUAUCUAUCUAUCUAUCUAUCUAUCUAUCUAUCUAUCUAUCUCUACUCAUUCAACCUAUCUAUCUAUCUAUCUAUCUAUCUAUCUAUCUAUCUAUCUAUCUAUCUAUCUAUUCAAUCUAUCUCAUUCAUCUAUCUAUCUAUCUAUCUAUCUAUACUCAUUCAACCUAUCUAUCUAUCUAUCUAUCUAUCUCAUCUCUACUCAUUCAACCUAUCUAUCUAUCUAUCUAUCUCUACUCAUUCUAUCUAUCUAUCUAUCUAUCUAUCUAUCUAUCUAUCUAUCUAUCUAUCUAUCUAUACUCAUUCAAUCUAUCUAUCUAUCUAUCUAUCUAUCUAUCUAUCUAUCUAUCUAUUCUUUUCAUGUCCUGGUUCCUUUCUUCAUAUUUAAUCAAUUGGCCCGUGACCAGCUGGGCAAAUUAAAUCAUUUCAUGUUUGUAAAUAUGGAACUUUGA